AUGUUAUUAUCAUUGUUGUGCUUAACUCUUUUUGGGUCAACCCUUUCAUCUCCACCUUUAAUACUCACGCCAUUGCUUGAACAAAAUCGCACAGAGGAAGCAAGAAAUGCAUCAGCCGUUGACCCCAAUUACUUUCUUCAAACUAAGAGUUACACGGGAUUUUUAAGCGUCGAAGACGAUAGUAAUCUAUUCUUCUGGUAUUUUCCUGUGAGCGGCACCAAUGUGCCAUGGGUUUUGUGGCUUCAGGACGAAGUUGGUAUGACAAGCUUGGAGGGUCUAUUUUCUCAAAUUGGGCCUUUUUACUUCGUCCGUAAUGAUACCAGGUUCGUUCCGAUCAAGGAAAGGAAUUCAUUGAAAGAAAGGGAGUAUUCAUGGAACAAACAGUUUUCUAUGGUGUUUUUGGAAAACUGUGCAGGUGCAGGUUUCAGCUUUGGUAAUGACUUAACAAGAACUAAGGAAAGUCUCUCAACACACUUGCUAAGGGCGGUUCAACAACUGGUACAAAUAUAUCCGGAGCUGUCUACAGCUCCCCUUUAUAUCGCUGGUGAAGGUUAUGCCGGGCAUUUCAUACCCGAUCUAGCCUUGAAAAUUCAUGAAGCUAAAAAUGAUUCGGCAACAAUUAAUCUACAGGGUCUAAUUUUAGGUCACCCAGUUUUGAAUGCAGAGAGUAUUCAAGAUUACAUAUCGGUGUUUCUUGGCUUUGGAUUAAUUGAUAGUCAAGGUGCCAUUGCAGCAAAGCCACUACAGGACAAAUAUCUUCAGGAAAUUAACGUAGAUCGCUCAAGCUCUAAUGCAUUCUCAUUUCGCGCGGAACUCAUAGAUUAUUUAAAAAAGAUAAGUGGCAAAACUCAGUCAUUUAACGCAUUCAAGGAGUACACAGACAACGAUUAUAAUAAUACCUUUUUCGAUUAUUUAACGGACGACGAUGUUAGAAACUCUAUUCAUGUUGGCGACAUUAAAUUCUCAUUACAAAAUUACGCUGGCUUAAUUUAUAUGAAGGAUGAUUUUCUCGCAAAUGUCACUGUGACAGUUGAAAAACUACUCGAACAUUACCGGAUUCUUAUAUAUUGUGGUCACCUUUCUCUAUCUAUUCCUUGCGUACCACUUGCUAACCAUAUACGUAAGACUUGGCACUGGAAUAAACGGGAUGAUUUCUUAAACGCACCCCGAGUUCCAUGGUGGUUUAACGAUAACAUCGCUGGGUACAUUAAGUCGGGUGGUAAUUUAAUGGAGGUUUUAAUUACCAAUACUGGUGACCUAAUAUCAGUGGAUAAACCAGCAGAACUAUUACACGUCGUUACGAAUUUCAUUAAAAAAACCGAACAAUACUUUAUCUUCCCACCAUCAUUCCUUACCAAAGACAUAGUCAGCGUGCCCUAUGUUGAAGCGGUGAAAAUCGAACCCACCAGUUAUAAGACUGGUUUGACUAUAAGUGCUAUUAUAAAUGUUAUUUUAAUCGCAGUUGUAUUGUUGUUUGGCAUUUUCUUGAUAAGAUACAGACGGAACUUGAAAUUAUUUCGUCCAGUUAAUGAAGCUGAUAUUAAUAUGAGAUAA
Pieris macdunnoughi is the source of this 1554-nucleotide messenger RNA. NCBI's taxonomy places the organism in Eukaryota, Metazoa, Arthropoda, Insecta, Lepidoptera, Pieridae. The record is from the annotation of a GenBank genome assembly.